AUGUUCGACUUUACAAUCCCCGAAGUAUACCGCGACAAGCUAGAACCCAUUAAAGUCACAGACACUCGAACAGACGCCGAAAUCUUCGCAACAAUCCAAGAAUACAAACCAGUGACGUCUGAGAAAAACCUCUGGGCAUACUGGCACGCUGGCGCAUCCCAGAUGCCCAAAUGGAGCCAAAAGAACGCCGUCGACUGGGUACGCAUUUUAGGACCUGAAUGGACCGUCCGUAUUCUCGACAACGUGGCCGGUUCCCCAAAUAACACCCUUCGCUUUGUACCAGAGGUUCUGUUACCACCGGCAUUUGUGGAUCGGUCCAUGGAUGGUCCUUAUAUUGGACAACAUGGGGCUGAUCUCACCCGCACGGCUUGUUUAUAUGAGCAUGGUGGUGCGUGGAUGGAUGUUGGAAAUAUUCUGAUUAGACAUCUUGAUCGGAUGUGCUGGAAUGAACUCGAAGAUGAGAAUACGCCGUAUCGAGUCGCCAUCCCUAUUAUAUCCAAUGUUAUGGCGGCGAAUCAUUUCGUUGCUGCGCGGAAACACGAUCCGUUCAUCUAUCAAUGGCACCGCCUCUUCACCCACGUCUGGGGCAACAAAAAGAACUUCAAAGGCCUCCUCUCAGACCCCCUCCUCGCGCCCAUCCUGCCCUUAAUGUUCGAAAAAGCCGACCCCGCCUUCAACGCAGACUGGAUCGAUGAAUCCGUCGUUUACGAAUACGUAGCCCAACUAAUCUGCAUCAGCCGACUCUUCUGCCUGGAAGAAGCCGGCGAAAACUUCUCGGGCCUCGAAUACUGGCAAAACAAAAUCUACGCCUUCAACGUUCUAAAAGAAGACUGGCGCUGCGAGAGUCUUACCAGCUUCGUCGGCUUUGGCGAGCGUGCUUUCGAAGCACUUACCCUCCCCUAUCAUAGCCCUGGUACCCGGCCUGAUGCGGAGGAAAAGUCAAAGUUGGAGAAGUAUCAGGAGGCGGAGUUUUUGAUCUGGGAGAUGCUUGCUAAUGCGUCUAUGUGGAAGGUUCCGCAUGCGACUGGGUUAUCGCAUUCAGUGCAGCUGGGGACUUUGUUGGAUUUAUCGGAGAAUGAGGGGAAAGAUGCAUUGCCCGGCUCGUUUGGGGAGUUGUUUAGAUGGGCUACUGUGAAUUUGAGGCAGACUAGGGAGGGGAUUGAGAUGAUGCCGACGCCCAGGCCGAGUAAGACGUGGAAGAAGGGGGUCUUAGAGGUGUGA
This is a messenger RNA of Penicillium cataractarum, 1221 nucleotides long. RefSeq names its product glycosyltransferase. Gene Ontology annotation, molecular function: glycosyltransferase activity. Bases 1 to 1221 code for a protein of 406 amino acids. The record is from RefSeq and is a predicted model, not a curated record. The transcript has 2 exons. NCBI's taxonomy places the organism in Eukaryota, Fungi, Ascomycota, Eurotiomycetes, Eurotiales, Aspergillaceae.